Messenger RNA from Fusarium coffeatum, 2565 nucleotides. RefSeq lists its product as uncharacterized. Gene Ontology annotation, cellular component: cytoplasm. NCBI's taxonomy places the organism in Eukaryota, Fungi, Ascomycota, Sordariomycetes, Hypocreales, Nectriaceae. The record is from RefSeq and is a predicted model, not a curated record. Gene Ontology annotation, molecular function: phosphoribosyl-ATP diphosphatase activity; metal ion binding; phosphoribosyl-AMP cyclohydrolase activity. Bases 1 to 2565 code for a protein of 854 amino acids. The transcript has 2 exons. Gene Ontology annotation, biological process: L-histidine biosynthetic process.
AUGGAAACAACCCUCCCAUUGCCGUUCCUGGUGAGCGUUGCCAGCCCCAACGACCAAUCCGCCAACGAUGGCCUCAGCCGUCAAGAGAUUGCUCUUCUUGGAGGUGCAUUUUACGAAACAGCCUCCAAGGACUGGGGUCGCCCUAGUGCUGGCUCUAAUGCUCACAUGGACGCUACAAGCUUGAGCAACCCCGACGAUGUGAUUGCAUUGCUUGAUAGCGGGGUACGAACGGUGUUUGUAACUUCAGAAUCUUAUUCAGAGUACGAGCAGUAUGGCGCGAGGGUAAUUCCUGCUGUCUCAUCUCUUAUUCUCUCAGCGGCGACAGAUGACGGUCUAUUGGUCAAGGACUUUGACGUCUCCUCAAAUGACGUCGACAAGUUCAUUGAAGUCGCGCAGUCCAAGCAGAUCAAGAACCUUUACGUCAAGCCCACCCCUGAAACCGAUAUCCAGAAAUUCCUCGAGGUGACCAAGAAGGCCAAUGCGAUCCCAAUCAUUCCUUCCACACGAUUGACAACCGAUAAGAACGACUCGACUCGAUUAUUACUAUCAAAACUUAUCGCCUCAUACUGGAAGUCCGAUCGAACUGAUGGACUGAUCCCCACUGUUGUUACCGAUGACGCAGGAAUCGCUCUGGGUCUCGCUUACACUAGCGAGGAGAGUAUUCUGGAGGCACUUCGAACGCAAAGCGGUGUUUACCAAAGCCGCAAGCGUGGCCUCUGGGUGAAGGGACUCACCUCUGGUGACACCCAAGAGUUGGUGCGAAUUGGUCUCGACUGUGACAACGAUACUCUCAAGUUUGUGGUUAAGCAGAAGGGCCGAUUCUGCCACCUGGAGCAGUUCGGAUGCUUUGGAGAUCUCAGUGGCAUUUCUGCGCUCGAGCAAACACUCAAGUCUCGCAAGGAAUCUGCUCCCGAGGGCUCCUACACUGCUCGCCUGUUUUCAGAUGAGAAGCUCCUCAGGGCAAAGAUUAUGGAAGAGGCGGAGGAGCUCUGCGAUGGUAAGACCAAGGAGAACAUCGCUUUUGAGGCUGCAGACCUGAUCUACUUUGCCCUCACCAAGGCUGUUGGUGCUGGUGUUAGUCUCGCUGACAUUGAGGCUAACCUCGAUGCCAAGAGUCUCAAGGUCAAGCGAAGAACAGGUAAUGCCAAGGGCAAGUGGGCUGAGAAGGAGGGCAUCAAGACUGAGGAGGCCCCAGCGAAGCCAUCGCAGCCUGAAGCUGAGAAGCCCGCUGACGGACGUAUUGCCAUGGAGCGAGUUGACUCUACAAAGAUUUCCCAGACCGACCUCGUGGAGAAGCUCAAGAGACCUUCCCAGAAGUCUCCUGACGCUAUCUUGAAGAUCAUCCAGCCCAUCAUUGAGGAUGUACGAACCGGUGGUGAUAAGGCUGUUCUGUCUUACACCCACAAGUUCGAAAAGGCAACUUCUUUGACGUCUCCUGUUCUCAAGGCUCCCUUCCCUAAGGAGUUGAUGGAUAUUCCUCCGGAGACUAUCGAGGCUAUCGACGUAUCUUUUGAGAACAUCCGAAAAUUCCACUCUGCUCAACAGGAGGAGAAGUCUCUUCAGGUUGAGACCAUGCCCGGCAUUGUCUGUAGCCGCUUCUCACGACCUAUCGAGCGAGUCGGUCUUUACAUCCCUGGAGGAACUGCUGUUCUUCCCAGUACUGCUCUGAUGCUUGGUGUGCCCGCCAUGGUCGCUGGUUGCCAAAAGAUUGUCUUUGCUUCGCCUCCUCGAUCUGACGGCCGCAUUACCCCUGAGAUUGUCUACGUCGCCCACAAGGUUGGUGCCGAGAGUAUUGUUUUGGCCGGCGGUGCUCAAGCCGUCGCUGCUCUUGCCUAUGGUACCGAGAGCGUAACCAAGGUUGACAAGAUUCUUGGACCUGGCAACCAGUUCGUGACUGCUGCCAAAAUGCAUGUUAGCAACGACACAAAUGCUGGUGUUGGCAUUGAUAUGCCUGCUGGACCUUCAGAGGUUCUUGUUGUCGCUGAUAAGGACGCCAACCCUGCAUUUGUUGCCUCUGACUUGCUUUCUCAAGCUGAGCACGGUGUCGACAGUCAGGUCAUAUUGAUUGCUGUCGAUCUUAGCGAGCAAGAGCUCCAGGCUAUUGAGGAUGAGGUUCACCAGCAAGCCAUAGCACUUCCUCGUGUUGACAUUGUUCGAGGCUCUAUUGCCCACUCUGUUACCGUCCAGGUCAAGGACAUCAAGGAGGCUAUGCGUAUCAGCAACGAGUAUGCCCCUGAGCAUCUCAUCCUCCAGAUCAAGGAUGCAGAGAAGGCUGUCGACCAGGUCAUGAACGCUGGCAGCGUCUUCGUUGGCCACUGGACUCCCGAGAGUGUCGGCGACUACUCUGCCGGUGUCAACCACUCUUUGCCCACUUAUGGCUUUGCCAAGCAAUACUCGGGUGUCAACCUGGGCUCGUUCCAGAAGCACAUCACCAGCUCCAACCUCACUGCCGACGGUCUUAAGAACGUCGGUAGUGCCGUCAUGCAACUAGCCAAGGUCGAGGAGCUUGAGGCUCACAGGAGAGCUGUUGAGAUCCGCCUCAACUACCUGAAGCAACAGCAGUAG